Saccharomycopsis crataegensis is the source of this 3078-nucleotide messenger RNA. RefSeq lists its product as uncharacterized. Bases 1 to 3078 code for a protein of 1025 amino acids. Gene Ontology annotation, biological process: retrograde vesicle-mediated transport, Golgi to endoplasmic reticulum. The record is from RefSeq and is a predicted model, not a curated record. The transcript has a single exon. Lineage: Eukaryota; Fungi; Ascomycota; Saccharomycetes; Ascoideales; Saccharomycopsidaceae.
AUGGAUCAAUUAGUGGAAUAUAAGCUAUUUCUAUCAUUGGCAGUGUCAAUUUCUAAAGGGGAUGUUAGUUACAUUCUUCAAACUGCCUCUUCCAUCGCUUUCAAUGGCCUGAUUCUAUCGAAAUAUAGUGUUUUGACAUUACUUCUAAUCCUAUUACCAAAUUCAGUAGAACCGGGGGAACUUCAUUUUAUAAAAAAAUUGAUUUUUGAUGAUUUUGAAUACUCUGGCAGUUUUAAUUAUGAUGAUUUGAUACUGGACAAGGAUCUUCAAGGGACCCACGACCUUCAUUUGUUAGCAGACCAAUCUAAAGUUUUGAUGGAAUAUCUCAAUAAGGAAGCACAGGUUUACGAAUGGUCACCAGAAAAAUUGAAUGAUAAUGACCAACAGAAAAUACUAUUCGAAUUCAUAAAGUCAAGGACUUUACGAAUCUCAAUUUUUCAUAAUGAAAAUGUCUUUUAUAAUGGUGAGAUGUUCUCUUUACUACCUAGUAACUAUAAGCCUUUGAACGAUUGGACACUCGGGAUUUUAUCGCCAUUAGAUUUCACUAUAAACUACAAUAUCUCUCAUGGAAUUCCGGAGCAAAUACCCAAUUUAUUGAGCUUUCAUGGAUCUGUGUCAUCAAAGAAGAAUUUUGAUUAUUUGAUAAAACAUAUGAAUCAUGAAAACAUUAAUGAUUUCUUAAUCAAAUCACUUGUCCCUUAUGCCAAACAUAACAGCUGUUGGAAUUUAUUCAACGAAUGGCUAAUAGAGAGAGAAUUCUUUUCCGUUGAUGAUUACACUGUUUUUUUGAAAUUUUUUGAGUUCUUCUUCAAUAACUAUUUGGUUACUCAGGAUCAAGAUGAUGAGGUGUUGAAUUUCUUGAAUCAAUUCAUAAUUGACUAUGUUUAUAAAAUUUAUUCGAGUAAUCUAUUGACGAAUAACACUUUGCUGAUCAUGAGCGAAACUUUGCAAUACUGCAUAAUGAAUCACGAAUAUUUCUCCAAGUUUCACAAUGACAAGAAGUAUAUUAAUUUUGAAGAUGAUUUUGACCAUAGUAUUAUUGAUGAUAGCUAUAUCAAGACACAUUUUUGCAAUAACACUUUACCUAAUUUACAAUUUUUAUCGUCAUUAAUUGAUUCUAUCAGCAAGCUUAUCAAUAUCACCAAUAAUAAUGAGUCGUUAAUGUCAAUAACCCAGAUUUUGUUGAUCUCCAUUUCUUCAUCAGAUAUUCAAUUGAAUUUUGCUAAGUUAUUGAUUCAUAAUUUCAAGAUUAAUGAUGACUUCAGUAAUAAGGUUACCAGUUACAAUAAUUGGGAAAGUUUUUUGAAAAAUUUUAACUGGUUGGUUCAAGAAUCAGUGUUAUUCAAAAAAAUUCAAAAAGUGGAUUGUAUCAGCAAGAUCAACGAGAUAUUGUUUGAACUCUUGUUAAGCUUCAAUUUUACUACUUUGAUCAACAAAUACUUAUUGAUCAAUUUUAAUUCUAAUGAAACAUUGAAGAAAAUUUUGUUGAAGUACUGUUGGAUCCAUUUUGUUAAAGCAGAUAGUUUCAGAUUGGAUAGUGGUGAAUUGGUUAUGAUUGUGGAGUUCUUGAAAAUAUUUGAUUCAAAUUUUGAUAAGGAAAUUGAAGAUGAGUUAAAUUUCUUUGUGAAAUAUAAGAAUAAUUUGGAUAUUUAUGACAGCAACAGUGAUUCCAAGUUUAUGGAAUUCGAUUCUUCUUUAGUCGGCAAUAAGAAACUAUCAGAAUUCAUCAAUUCUGAUCUGAAUCUUGAUCAAAUUACAAACACUGCCAGAGAUUUCAAUCUUUGUGAUAACUUGAAUUUUGAAAUUGUGAAGUUUAAGAAAUUGUUCAUCUCUUUGAAUCAAUUAGUUACAAAUUUCAAGUUCUUGAUAAAUAAUAGGUAUGAGUUCAACCCUAUUGAUGUUUAUUGUAUCAAUAAUCCACUAUUAAUCAUGGAUAAAAUUUUGGAGUUGGAUUCAAAAGUCUACACUGAAGUCAACAAGAUCUAUAAAAUAAUUAUUGACUUGUGCAUUGGUAUGAAUAAAAUCGGCCUAAUUUAUGAUGUAUCCAGUUUUGAACAUAACAAUGGUGCCGGAUCUGUGGAAACUGUGUUGGAAAACUUUGAUGAUUUCAAGAAGUAUGAAAGUUUCUUUGAUGACAACUCACAAAAUGGGAUUGACAUUAGCGCUUCAACCCAAUUGUCAUCGCAUAAAUUCCCUUUGAAGGACAAGUUAAUUUCCAGUUGCAUUAAUUCCUCUUUGAUUGAUUUGAAUUUCGAAUUUGCAUAUGAACACUCGAUGAAAUUGUUGAACAAUGAAACUUCCUCAUCAUUAAAUUCUUUGGGGUAUAUUUGGCUAUCUAUUUUCCAAGUAUGCAAGUUUGUUGACCCAAUGUGGUUGGGAUCUGAGUUCGAUGAUGAUGAAAUGUCAGAGGUUGAUGAUAAUAUUCGAAUUCCUCUUGAUAUUUUGACUAAGCAAAUUGAAUUGAUCUCCAAAUUAUUAGAAGUUGUGCCAUCGUCCACAUCCAUCAGUGCCGUAGAGAAUAAGAUCAUCUUGAACCAGGCCAGCUAUUUGCUCAAUAAGUACCAUAAGAAGUUGAACACUCAGGUUGUCAAUGAUUUCAAUAAUUAUCAGUAUCAACAAAGCACUUCGAUUUUUAGAAAUUUUAAUGCAUCCACUGGUACUUUGCUAAACCAAUUCGCCAAAAAUGCAUCCAAUAUCAAUUUAAAUACCACCAUCGGACGGAGAACUCAUUUGAAUCCAGAUAGUAUCAACUCAUCACCAAUAUCAGCGUUUGACUCGCCUAGAAAUUCUCAAAUUGAGUCCAUUGGAGCACACCAUGCAAUUUCGUUACCAAGAAACCAAGGCACUCCUGGUUCCAAUGCCAAUUUGGAAAACCGUUUUGUUAGAGCGUUUGCUUCCUCUGCAAGCGAGUUAUUCAAAGUCGACAGUGAAGGUGAACCACAACAACAGCAAUCAAUGAGUCAAAGCCCAAGCUCAAAAAGAAUUAACUUGCUUGCAGGAGAAGAACAAAUCAAGAAUUUGUUUGUUAGUGGUUUAGGUUGGGCGAUCGGCGCCAAUUCUCAAGACGCAAAUCGUUGA